AUGGCGCAGUCGGGCUCAAUAUUAGAUGCAUUGGGACAAAGCAUUCUGGACUCGGCAAGCUCCAUAGAUGCCCACAUCGAUGCCGGGGCUCUGGUCGACCGAAUCUCAGGAGACUGCAGCACGGCAAGCGGCCAUCGAGCGCGGCAAUUUGCUCUGGCCGAGUUCAAGGCUCUGGCGAAGCGCGCCCCUGGAGCCGUCGUCGCCACUGAAGGCGCCGUGGUUGCCAUCCUGCGCGUGGUUGAGAAGAUCUCCCCGCCUCAGGAUGAAGAACUUGCCGACGAGAAUGUGGACUCAAUGCAGGAUGCCUUAGAGUGCUUGAGCUCGUUGAUGAGCACCGGCUCGUCAAAGAGCUCCGCCUCCAAAGAUUCGAAGAUCGAAGAGAAGGAGCGAGCAGACGAGCAGCGAGGACAACUGGUAGCGGAGCUCAUCGUGAAGCACACGGAGAACGUCAAACAACUCCUGCGAUUGCUUUGUGUCAGCGAGACUUCCACGCAGUACGAUGCGAUGAUCCUGCUUCAGAAAAUAUACAUGCGUUUACCUGAGCCCGUGAAUGCUGCGAUCUUGGCGGACCCGAGGUCCCUCGGCCACCUGAUGCACGUGCUGCAGACGUCACCCAUUGACUAUGUGCGCAAUGAAUGCCUUGGUUUGCUACUUCUGCUGACGGCAGCCAAUGCUGACAUUCAGACUAUUGUUACUGUGCAGGGUUUCAUCGAGACCGUUUUUUCCAUCCUCGAAGAUGAAGAUCUCGCUUUGGGUGGCAAAGUUGCGCGAGAUCUGCUGCAAUGCCUGAUGAACAUCGUCGGGAAUUCAACCUGUCAGAAGUACUUGCGCGAAACGGAUGGGGCGGCGUCACUCGUGUCCGCAAUUUCUGUGGCAGUUGCCGGAAGACCAAGUGAGGAGGAGGACGAUGAAGACGAAAGGCCAGAAAUCCCUGGGGAGUCUCGCUGGGCGUGCCUUUCUCUUCUGGUGGAUGCGGCGUUGUCGCUGGCCAGUCCUCACGAUGCUGCGGAGGCCGAGGCUGAGGCCAACCGUCUCGCCUUGGUUAAGGCGGGUGCUCUGGACCUGUGUCGCCACCUCUCGGACCCGCAGCUGGCAGAGGUUGCGCAGCUCAUGCUCGUGCGGCUCUUUGAGUCGCUUGAGAAGUGCCCACAGGCUGCCGAUCGCCUGCAAAGCUUCGGGCGAGGCAAACAAGACUCCGGCAGACCACUGCUCUUUGAUCUGGCGGCAGUGCUGCUGGGUCCUGUCACGCGGCUAAGCCUUCGAAACGCGCUUGGACGUGUACUUUGCCGCUGUGUCGCCAGACAUUUCUCACUGCAGUCCUUCCUUUGCUCUUCACUCAGUCCAGAGCUCCAAGCAGAUUCUCCAGAGGUGAGGCCGGCGGGACGUCUCCUCGUGGACGUGCUGGAGGCUGCCUGCCUUUCUGGAGGAGGUGGUUCUGCUUCAGUGGAGGUGAGCUGGUUUGCGCUGAGCUUGCUGCUCGCCAUGAUGCGUGGGAACACAAGCGUGCAGAGCGCCUGCACCACCAUGCCGGUCUUGAUCCCGAGCGAUGCUGGCCCGGCCAAAACAUUCCAAGAGCUCUUGUUUGCAGCUUUCUCGGCCACCGUUAGGAAGAGCAUGGCAUCUCAUGAUCAAGAGGCGGAAGACUUGAUGAGUGGUCCUUUGCACGAAGUAAGUACCCUCCUGGGCUUUUUGAAGCUUCUGUUAUACUGGCUGGCGACCUGCCCGUCAGUGCUGGGGAGCUUCGCAACCUCGCCUGUGAUGAUACCACUGGCCAUCGACCUCACUUGCUUGGAUGGCCGAUGCGGUCCGCUCUGCCGCACGCAGAUUGAAGGUCUCGCUUGUUUGGUCAUGGGGGCCUGCAUCAAAGCAGAGCACACUGAGGCUGAUGUGACCGCGCUGAUGUCCCUGAUUGCUCGACGUGUAGGCAUUGAGGCCUAUCAGCACAAGGUGGAGUCACUUUGGAGGUCAGAGGCGCUGCAGCGCCCAGCGAGGGGCCUGGCUGAAUUCCGUUGCUAUAACGGCCACUAUCGCAUUUUCGUGCGAGAGCAGCAGCGCGCUGUGCAGCGUCGCAUGGUGCAGCUUUAUGUUGCAGAAGGCUCGGGUGGGGGUGGUCUCAGCGAAGACGUCGCUGAACACUACAAGCAGUUGAUCCGAGUCCAGGCGUGUGCCAUUUUCGACGGUGGCCUUGGCAAGUUUGACAUCGCCGCCAUCUGCCAUGAGGUGCGCUGCGUGAACACGCAGGUGGGCGAAACACUCGGCAUCACGCUCUCUGACUCUGAGCACCGUGUGGCUGGCGAUGAACUUCACAGCCUUGGCACGAUUGCCAUUGCGAAGUCUCAGGCAGAGGACGGCGUCCUAGUCCUAAAGGUUUGGGCCACCCGAGACACCCCGCCCUUCUCCAAGCAUGCAGAGAAGCGGCCGGUGGGUGAGGUACGCAUUCCUCUUCGCCACCUGUCCGACCUUUGCAACUGCAUGUUGUACUUCACUUGGGUCAAUCUGGAAAGUGCAGGACUCAACGACUCCGUGGCUCAUCUAGGCUACGGCAAUCCGUUUGCGGUGAACAGUUCAGAGUCCUUCCUACAGGGCAUCAUGAGCAAUCCGCGACAGCUUUUCCAGCCCAAGGCCUGUAUCUCCCUUUGCCGGGCAGACGAACUCGCUGAGACAGACAGACUGUUAUGGACGAAAGAUUUGCCAAGGCAAGAUCGCAUCAAGCGGUGGGGCCCGCUUCUGCGAUCGCAGCAGCAGCAUGCCGUCAUGUGUACCGCCCAGAACCUCGAGGCUGCUGCCCAGCAGAAUGGAGCCGGCGACCUGCCCCAGCGACUUAUGCACCUCAGGGCCCAGGCUGAUGAGCAGGCCCAGGAGAUUGAGCUGCUGCAGGAGCAGCUGCAGUCUGCUUCCCGAGCAACCACCGCUCCUACAUCUGCAGAAGCUCUAGAUGUUCUUCUCAACGGAGGAGACCAGUGGAGGCAGAAGCCGUCCAUGACGUUGCUGGAAGAGCGGACAAGUCGUCAGCUCGAAGAGGCCAGAGGCCUCGCAAUGCAGACCGAAGCCGCGCUGGCGAGGCGCGGGCGAGAAGCAGAAGCCCACAAGGAGCUCGAGCUGCAGCAAAGUCUCAGUGCUCAGCUCCGUGGAGAGUUGCAAAGCUAUGAGGUUGAGCUCUCAAAGCUUGGUGAAGAAGCGAACAACAAAAUCGAGGCAGCGAAUAUCCGCAUUCGUGCGCUUCGAAGAGAGCGUGACGAGGCUUCCAGAGCACUGACGGAACGAAGAGAAGGCAACCAAAAGCUGCAAGUGCUCCUCGAGGAAUUGGAAGAUGAAAAGUCACAGCUGGCUCAGCAAAAGGAGACCUUGAUGCGGAUGGUGGAGGACCUUCAUGCCUGCUGCAACGAAGCAGGACUUCCUGCAGCAGAUCGAGCCUCCAUCGAUAGCAUCAGUGGCUUCAAGCUGCCGGGCUGA
Molecule: messenger RNA, 3453 nt
Organism: Symbiodinium sp. CCMP2456
Lineage: Eukaryota; Dinophyceae; Suessiales; Symbiodiniaceae
Source: the annotation of a GenBank genome assembly